Messenger RNA from Paramecium primaurelia, 447 nucleotides. NCBI's taxonomy places the organism in Eukaryota, Ciliophora, Oligohymenophorea, Peniculida, Parameciidae. The record is from the annotation of a GenBank genome assembly.
AUGUAGCCAUAUUAUUUUACAGCUGACAAGCAAAUAGACUUUCAAUUAGACCCAGAAAUGCAAAUUAAUCUGAUUCAAUUAAUGUAGCAAGAAAUUUUACCUUGUUCUAACUACAAUUAACUUGCAUAUUUUACUUAGAUCUCUUAUCCUCUUCCUAUCUCUGCUUACCAAAAAAAACAAAGAUCUAGUAUCCUAUUUUUGAUGAUUUAAAGAAAUACUGAUUCUAAAGGAAGAUUACUAAAAUCUAGAUAGUCAGAAAAUAACUUAUUGAUCAUCCUGCUUAAACACAAUUUCAGAAUGAAUAACUGUACUUUAUUAUUAAAUUAUUUGCUGAGAUAAAUAAUGAACUGUUCCUUAAUAAAUUUAUCAUUGUUCUUAAGGGACCCCUUUACCUCAACUUUAGUCUGAUAUUAUUUCAAACUAUGAUGCUCUAGGAUCAUAGGAAGG